AUGACUUCAAUUGUGCCGAUUCCAACUGACUCCUACAAUCUUGGGUUUGUCGGGGCCGGAAAAUUGGCUGAGAGCAUUGCAAGAGGCAUUGUCAAAUCAGGAGUUUUACCUUCUUCCAACAUUCGGACUGCACAUCUUGCCACCUCUCGACGAACUGCCUUCGAGUCAUUUGGCGUCAAAGUCCUUUCCCAUAACGUGGAGGUUGUUCAAGAGAGUGAUGUGGUUGUAUUCUCAGUGAAACCUCAAGUUC
This is a messenger RNA of Striga hermonthica, 250 nucleotides long. Lineage: Eukaryota; Viridiplantae; Streptophyta; Magnoliopsida; Lamiales; Orobanchaceae. The record is from the annotation of a GenBank genome assembly.